UAGAAAACUUCCACAGGAGUGGACACGACGCGGCCGUUUGUCGACCUCGCGGGAAAAGAAAUACGACGACGAGAAAAGGCAGCCGCGUCGGGAAAAGUCGUCGCGUUAACGUUAUCGGUCGGGUGACGCUCCGACGUUUAUAAAUUAUCGAGUCUCCGGGACAAUUGCCUGCCGGGAGAGCGCGCGCUCCUGCGUCCUGAAGUUGGCAGAAAAUCGCAGCAGCGAUUAAUCUCGGUCCGCCAUCGUCGGCGAAGACUCCCGAUCAAAUCGCGCCAUUGGUGCGACCGUUGGCGGCGAACUGGAGACAUCCUCUCGACGACGCACCGUAGCGACCGGCGAUCGUGGAGCGCCAGUGAGAGUUCAUUCGUCCCGAAACACGUGCGGCGCGGGCAGGCAAGACGAGCGGGUGCAAACUCUACUCGGAUCUCAACUUCGCGGACCUCAACUUCUCAUAGUUCGCCCGUGACCCCCGCUGUCGGCGAUGGACGCCAAGAACGAGUGGGACUACUCCAUCGAGAAAGGCCCCAGUACAUGGGUGACGAAGUUUCCCAUGGCGGCCGGUUCGAGGCAGAGUCCGGUGAACAUCGAGACCUCUCGGGCGGAAUCCGAUCACGAGGCUCUCAGCAGUAAACCCCUACGAUGGAAAUAUCCGGCAACGGCCUCGCGGACGCUGGUUAAUCCCGGCUAUUGCUGGCGGGUGGACGUCGACGGCGAGGGCACGUUUUUGAGCGGCGGACCGUUGAUGGAUGACGUUUACAAGCUGGAGCAGUAUCACUGUCACUGGGGAUGCAGCGACUCCCGGGGAUCCGAGCACACCGUGGACGGUCAGGCCUUCGCUGGAGAGUUGCAUCUGGUACACUGGAACACCAGCAAGUACGAGACUUUCGCCGAAGCUGCAAAAGCACCCGACGGUCUGGCCGUUCUCGGGGUUUUCCUCAAGGUUGGCAAGACCCACGAGGAGAUGGACAAGAUCGCGCGCCUGCUACCUUUCGUCUCGCACAAGGACGAGGAGAUCGACAUCACGGAGACGAUCGACCCCGGCAAACUCUUGCCCGACGAUAACGGGUAUUGGACGUACUUGGGCUCUCUGACCACGCCGCCGUGCAACGAGAGCGUCACUUGGAUCCUCUUCAAGAAAUAUAUCGAGGUGUCGCAUCGCCAGCUGAACAUUUUCCGCAAUUUGCGAAAGUUCCCGCGUGGCGAGGAGUGUCCUUGCCACGAGAAUCACGGAGCGGUGAUCAACAACUUCCGUCCGACCAUGCCGCUGGGGAAUCGCGUCCUGCGGGAGUGCGGCAGCUUCUAAGGACGCCUCCUCCCGGGCCGCGAGAGCAAAGCCGAUGAUUCGCGACCCUCUUCGCCACGUCGUUUCCGCGAGCCAUCGAUCCCGGGAGCGACGACCACGGAGCGCGGCCGCCAACGGACGACGACCACGACGACGCCGGCGUUCCACGUGCCUUUCGAUUAAUCAACGAACACUCGCGCGUCCCGCGAACAACGGCCUCUCGCCUGUAAUCGUGUUCCCCCGUAAUCGAGGCUCCGCGAUGACGUGUAAUCGAUUCCGCUGUCCCGCGGACGGACUUUCGGAUUAGGAAUAUAAGUGCCCGCCGAUUCGCGGCUUCGCCUCGGCACGGCUGACCCGACCAACUCUCUCCGCCGUAUCCUCGCAUUACCCGCGUCGAUUACAGGGCGAGUCGCGGAGAGCCCAGGCGCGCUGUCAUUGAAACACCGUAUUGAAAUCGCCGUUUGGCUCGCUUCGGCGGAAUGUAUCGUCGAAUAAAAAUGCUGGAUGUGCGCGGAUCCUCUCUUAUCCCCUUCGCCUCCAACAGUCCGGAUCUGCAAUAGGUGUGAUGAGGUUGCGUCUACGUAGAAAAAAAUUGCCUUAAAUCGAUGACAGAUACUCUCAUAUAUAUAAGCAAGAUUAUUAGAAUAUUUUUCGGAGACUUUGAGUCUUGAAUCGGAUGCAGCUGAUACUCGCAUCAAUACAAAUCCAGCCGAAUCAGGACGAAGAAUCUUCUAAUAAGAUUAUAAUAUUCUCGCUUGUACGUGAAAGUAUCUAUUCUUGAAAACAUCUAUUCGAGGCUCAUUUUUUCUGUGUGUAAUAGGAAUAAUAAGGUUGUAUCCUUUUGCUUUAAGCACUAAAUUCCAACGUAAUUUCGAAAGCGAAAAGGGUUUCCGGCGCUGCCAGACCUCGCAAUUCCCAAGAUUUAAGCGUCAUUACGCCUUUUGUCGGAAAUUACAUUACAUUUUAUUGCCCGGGGCUAAAGGCUGACGGCUUACCACACCUACUGUAGAUCCAGCCUUAGCCUUUUGCUCAAAAGCGAUAAAAUGUAACGUUAUUUCGGACGAAAGGCGUUUCCCGCGCUGCCAAAGCUGCAAUAACGCUUGAAACUCGGGAAUUGCGGCUGUCUGAUAGCGGUGGGAACGUUCCUUCGCUAGAAAUUGCGUUAGAAUUUCCUAAGUAGCCAGGCGAUAUCAAAUGACAUUUUAAUGACAUCUUAUUGACGUUAGAGACGUCAUUAAGCCGUUAUUACGAUGUCAUUUGGCGUCACCUUGCUAUUUUGGGUUAAUGCUUAGAGCGAAAGGCUGAAGGCUUACCACAGCUGUCGUAGAUCCGGACUAAUGGAGAGUUUCGCUCGCGCUCUCGCGCAAUUGCAAUAUUUCAAGAUGCUUCCCAUGUAGCGCGUUACUCAUCAAGUACUCCCUGAGACGUCGACCGUAAGUACAAGAUGCCUCCCACCAACCGGAUGCGCUUUGACGACAGACAGAUACACACGCGCAUAGACGGGCUAUUGGAAAGACUAAAAAAAUACUCGGCAGGCCGUAAUUAUACAGAUAACUAUCGAGUACACCCGGUCUUUCGGCAGCUUCAGGGACGCGUCGUUGCGUCAGUUCCACCAAUUGGCCAUCUCGAGUAUUUAGAACAUUCCGAAUAUAGUACCGUAUCCUUGAACGAUCCGAAGUGGCGCCUCGUGGGCGGUUAAUUUGAGGUGUGCCUUAUCUAAGAAGCGUUCGAUUCAAAGGAUUUCUCGUUCUCAGCCGAUCGCCUUAGGUCCCGCCUGUGUGCAGUCCCGUUCGUCAGCUGAAUAAAGCCAGCCGGUCGUCUCGACGGACACUUCGCUCGCUCGGGGACGGGCGGAGUAACGGCGGGCUAAACAGGGACAUCGCACGACACGCACGCGUGCGUGAGCAUUUCAUUUUAAUUCUUCAAGUGCAAUUACGAGUGAAACGUAGAUUAAACGUUAGAGCGUCUGCUUUUCACGCGGGGAAAUGUCGCUUUCUCGUUAAUUAGAUUCGCUCGAUUCAGCUGCAGGUAGAAGAAACCGCGUUGCUUGCGGCCGAAACGGCGCGCCUCUGUGCGUGCAGACGCGUGCACGAUCCGAUGGACGAGGCGAAGAACAAGGAUAUCGCGACAGCGCACUGAUCGGCCCUCAGGCCGCAGCGUCUCAUUACGUCGCCCAUACACGUUAGAUUAAUGUACAAUAAAUGUGGAGGGGGGGGAGUAUAGUUGUUUUUUAAAUACGAUGACUCUUAUGGCACGAACGCACGCGAGGAAAGUUCCGUCGUAGCGUCGUCGGAUCGAUCCGUCCGGGAGAAGAUGGAUUUGGUCCUUGCGGAAACGACGACGGUCCGGGCAUUGUUCUCGCUUACGGAUGCGUGUACGAUCAGUCACAAGAAAGUUGCAACAUUUCUUUUAUCCGGUGAGUUCCGCCACGCAUCUCGUAUCCGAUCGAAAAAAUGUAUCUCCUGAAAAUGAGUGCACGGAAAAGAAGUUCCUAUCGAAUCGAUAAAAUUUCCAACAGCAAAUGUUGAAACUACGAUGUUGUGUGUUGUCUCAAUGAUUAAAGUAGUUCAAUGUUCAAUUCAAUGGUCUCGAUGACAUCGCCAGAUUGAAGAAGACCCGAUCACGCGAGCUGUUGGGAAAUCCACUAAUUCAGCAGAAUUUUCGUCCGUGUGAGAUAGUUAAUAAAUUUUCCCACUGGACGCGGGAUGCGUCUCGAAAGUUAACGAGAGAAAGUGUCGCAACCUUUCUGUAAUCGACUCUAUGCCCGUUCGCGCACGUUUUUCACUGAUGAAAUUAGGAACGCGUCAAGCGGUCGUGAUUACAAGCCGCUGCUUACGGGUGUCGUCUGGCACGAUCGGCAGCGCAGAAGUCGAAUUCUAGUACGCAAUGUAAUUAGCAAUGUAAUAGCUCUUUAUCAUGCUCUUACUCGACAGGUAAAAGUAUGAUAAAAGUACUUUUUUCGCAAUUUUUCCCGCAUCCUCUGUUGCGCUUGUGACGUCGGGUGCGUCUCGCCUGCCAUCACCUCCUCUCAUAAUCAUCACCGCGCGAGUUUCGUGAUUAGUGGCUCGCAAUCGUGAUCACUUGAUGCUCUCCUGCGUUACAUCGGGCAGAAGAUGAGAGCGAAUCUGUGGUGCAAGCGAGCAUACACUGCGCGCAUAUAUGUGGCGUUUGAAAUAGUUGUUCGUGAUAUAUUUAUGAAUAAAGAAAGGGUGCGUGCGCUUCUGUUGGCGCGCGAGAGAUCCGAAGGAUUGACCGAGAAAGAUACAUAUAUAUAUAUAUAUAUAUAUUCAUAGGCUGAAUGAAGCCGCACGAUGUGACGGAAAACUCAUACGUGCGCGCUCGCGAGAGCGACAACCUCGUUCUGCAUCUCUCUUUUCGUCACGGCGGCGAAGAGAGAUCGACGCGGCGGAUCGCAGGGAGGUAGUCGCUCUCGGCCGCAGGCAACGGUGAAAUUCACGUGACAUAAUCGCGUUGCGGAAAGUUUAUCGCGCGCGCAACUGACGCGCCGAGCAACAAGUGAUGCUGAUGCCGCGACUGCAGCGGCGUCACUGUUGCGAGCGCGACUUUGAGACACGCGGCAACAGGUAACAAUGACGUCGGUGCCUUUAGAAGUCAGAGGUGAGAUCACGCGGCGGGUUCUCGCCGGCGCGAGAUUUUGUCCCCGCGAGUCGCGAGUUCUGGGGCGUUCUCGUUGGUGAGAAAAACCCCUCUUCGUGUGAAAUCCCGGCUGACACAAACGUGUGCGCGUGUGUGAAGUAACUAAUGACGCGCGAGAAACGUCAUAAAGACGUAAUGAGAGACGGAGAUGAAGCGCGGGCCACGGAGACUUCGAGCGUCAACGGCAUUUUAAUAACAUAGAUGAUAGCUUUACCUUACUUCGUGCCAUACGCUGGCGAUUUUAUGUAUCAUAACGUGCUAUCUUGCGAUGUAUGUCGAAUAUAUUCACAUAUUCGAAUAUAUAACACCUUUGACACACCUUAUCAUGUUAUACGUUCUCAGGAAUCGCUGAGCGUUACUCGUAAGCUGCGGAGUUUGCGCGAGGUUUACGUCAAGUACGAGUACCACACUGAAAAAAAAAAAGAGAAACGAAUUAGCUUCCUCUUUUUAUCCGUACACGGAAAGAUAAGUCCUUUACUCUCGUGAGGGUGGUUCAAAGGACGAGAGAGAAGUGGUGAACGGCGCGACAGCGUUCCCUCGAAGAAAACGCGCUGCGAAAAGUCCUCUGCGAAACCUCGCGAGAUUCCGCGCGUUUUUGCAGUUCGUUCCUCGACUUGUAAAGUGACGCCUUCUUUCGUCGUCGCGACGGCGCUUCGUCCUCGUCGUCGUCGGAGAUGCGAAAUGCAUGUGUUUGUAUUUCAUAGCCUGGAUACUGUGAUAGAGAGAGAGAGAGAGAGAGAAAAUAAAGAGUUUUAUCGUUCUCGUACGGUGAUAUUCGCGUGACGAGGUCGCGCCUUCCGAUCGUUUAUUACGCGCGAUCAUAGACAUUUAGAAUGUACUGAGCACUCCCAUUAGAGGGCUGAAGUAUUAAUAAGGUAUUAAUAAGAGAGAGCAAUAGGGACAGUGCUGAUUCCCUUGUCCAAUUGCGUGGGUUAGCGGAAAAGAGGGGAAGGAAAGACGAGAAGCGAUGCAUGGUCAUAAAUAUUUAUGUGUCUCCUCGCGCGAUCAAAUACAUAAUAUUCCUCUCUUUCCUUCACUACGUCCUCUCUCACUCUUCUGUUUUCCCCGCAUCACCCCUUCCUACUGUACGACAGAGAAAGCUCCACUGUCAGCAUAUCCUCCGUCCUUCCAUCUAGGCUUCAACUCUCCGAUGGCAAUGCUCGGUUCACCCCACAUGUCUACGCGCGACGCGCCGGCGAGUUUUCGCGUCGAGAGCCGCUGAGCGCGCUUCUAUUCUGAGCCGCGGCGGCUCAUAUGAAAGAGUACAAGGCCGGCAACCGCUAAUCCUCGUAUCCCUCGACUUUGAUGUUCACCGUCGUCGGCCAGGACCAGUUUCAAGGAGAGGAGGAAAACCGUGCGCGCAUGAGAGAAGGUGCACGUGAGCGCGAUACUCACCUUGAUACGAGAGCCCGACAGUCUUUCCAGUAAUUCCUCGAAAAACGCCUUCGAGCUGCGAAAUUACGCGCAAUGACGUUGAAACGUUGCAAUUACCGUGCGAUCAAAUUGGAGCGCGCGCGUUGAGGCCGAUUGAAAAAUCACAAGUUGCAUCGCCCGCGUCAUUUCCGCGCCCGAGAUUCGCCGUCUGAGAGAGUUUCACCUUUCAACGUCAAAUAUUUCCCCCCUCCCCUUUCUCUCUCUCUCUCUCUCUUUUUCUUUCUGCCUGACGGAGAUUUUUAAUAUUUUAGCAAAUGCCUCGCUGAUUAGAUUCGAACUUUUAUUCGAGACGACGAACAUCGCGCGACCGCACUAAGACCUUAUCGCGAGCAGUCGCGUCGCUUUUUGAUGCGUUCACGAGGUCUCAGAACCGGUCAGCGGCUCCGAUGUGGCCGUAUGAGGGUUACUACACUCUCACGGCGGUCGAUCACACUUAUACCCGCCGCAUCGGGCCUGAGUAAUGGCCGUUGAACGUGUUAAUCCCUCGUCCGUAUAUGUGUGGGCCUUGAGAAUCGAUAGAAAUAAAAUGUCAUGUAGGUGCAGUUUUCCAUUGUAAUGCGUUGCGCACAGAAUAAAUUGUUUCCAUCUUUGCAA
Molecule: messenger RNA, 6967 nt
Organism: Dinoponera quadriceps
Lineage: Eukaryota; Metazoa; Arthropoda; Insecta; Hymenoptera; Formicidae
Gene: CAH1
Product: carbonic anhydrase 2
Exons: 7
Coding region: 482-1303 (273 amino acids)
Cellular component (GO): cytoplasm
Molecular function (GO): zinc ion binding; carbonate dehydratase activity
Source: RefSeq, a predicted model, not a curated record